Myiozetetes cayanensis is the source of this 10412-nucleotide messenger RNA. It is a transcript of the gene STRN, whose product is annotated as striatin. Gene Ontology annotation, cellular component: dendrite. Gene Ontology annotation, molecular function: protein-containing complex binding; calmodulin binding; protein phosphatase 2A binding. The transcript has 19 exons. Bases 16 to 2514 code for a protein of 832 amino acids. The record is from RefSeq and is a predicted model, not a curated record. NCBI's taxonomy places the organism in Eukaryota, Metazoa, Chordata, Aves, Passeriformes, Tyrannidae.
GGACCCGGCCCGGCCAUGGACGAGCAAGCGGGGCCCGGCGUCUUUUUCAGCAACAACAACAACAACAACGCGCUGCUGCUGCCGCCGCCGGCGGGCGGGCCGGGGCUCGAGCCGGGCGAGGCGGCGGCAGCGGCGGCCGCCGCGGCGGCAGCGGGAGGAGGCGGCGGCGGCGGGGGGGUCGCAGCCUCCGGAGCCGCCGCGCCGCUGUCGGCGUCCCGGGCUCAGUACAGCGUGCCGGGCAUCCUGCAUUUCCUGCAGCACGAGUGGGGCCGCUUCGAGGCGGAGCGCGCCGAGUGGGAGGCGGAGCGGGCGGAGCUGCAGGCCCAGAUUGCCUUUCUUCAAGGUGAAAGGAAAGGACAGGAAAAUCUGAAGAAGGAUCUAGUGAGAAGAAUCAAAAUGCUGGAAUAUGCACUUAAACAGGAAAGGGCUAAAUAUCACAAAUUAAAAUAUGGCACAGAAUUGAAUCAGGGAGAUAUGAAGCCACCAAACUAUGAUUCAGAUGAAGGGAAUGAGGCAGAGAUUCAGCCACAACAGAAUAGUCAGCUAAUAUGGAAACAAGGACGACAGCUGCUAAGACAGUAUCUGCAAGAAGUGGGCUACACCGACACAAUAUUGGAUGUGAAGUCAAAACGAGUGCGAGCUUUAUUGGGCCUCUCAAGUGAUGCUUCAGAAAAAGAAAACAGAAAUCAAGAGCCGAUGGUAAAUGGCACAGAGGGCGAGAUUAAAGAAAGCACAAUGAUCGGGAAACCUGAAUUGACUGACUCUGCCUCUCUGCUAGAGACGUUCAAGUUUCUUGAAAAUGCAGCUGCAGAAUUUAGUGAUGAAGAAGAUGAAGAAGAUAUUGAAGGAAGAGAGAAAACAAUCAUUGAUACCGCAACAAUUGUAAGGAAAAGAGUGCUAUCUGAGAGCAGUGAAGACAGAGAUACAGAAGAGGCUUUGAAAGAGUUUGACUUUCUGGUUACUUCAGAUGAUGGUGAUGGGGAAUCAAGAAGUUCAGGAGAUGGAACAGACUGGGAAAAGGAAGACCAGUGUCUCAUGCCUGAAGCCUGGAAUGUCGACCAGGGAGUUAUAACCAAACUCAAGGAACAAUACAAAAAGGAGCGCAAGGGGAAAAAGGGGGUGAAGAGAAAAACUACCGAAGAUAUGUUUCAGCCUCAAUCCUAUAUAAAACAGUCAAAACAGGGAUGUGGGAAAAUGAUGGAGCAAAGCACAGGGCCCAACAGGUCAAAGCUGCAAGAUAUGCUUGCAAACUUGAGAGAUGUUGAUGAUCUCCCUUCGUUACAGCCAUCUGUUGCACCUUCUUCUAGGCCCAGUAGCUCAAGGCUCAUUGAACAUGAGAUAAACAGGACGGAUGAAGUGGAAGCUUUAACAUUCCCGCCUUCUUCAGGGAAAUCUUUCAUUAUGGGAGCAGAUGAAGCUCUUGAAAAUGAACUGGGUCUUGGAGAACUGGCAGGCCUUACUGUAGCAAAUGAGGCAGAUUCGCUGACUUAUGAUAUAGCCAACAAUAAGGAUGCAUUGAGAAAGACUUGGAACCCCAAAUUUACAUUAAGAAGUCACUUUGAUGGAAUAAGAGGUCUCGCUUUUCAUCCGGUUGAACCAGUCUUAAUAACAGCUUCAGAGGACCAUACAUUAAAAAUGUGGAAUUUACAAAAAACAGCCCCAGCAAAAAAGAGUGCUUCUCUUGAUGUAGAGCCAAUAUACACCUUCAGAGCACAUAGUGGACCAGUGCUCUGUGUGGUGAUGAGCACUAAUGGUGAACAGUGUUACAGUGGGGGAACAGAUGGCCUUAUCCAUGGCUGGAACACAACCAACCCGAACAUUGACCCCUAUGACUCUUAUGAUCCUUCUGUUCUAAGAGGUGCUUUUGUAGGCCAUACUGAUGCAGUGUGGGGUCUGGUUUACAGUGGAGCCCACCAGCGAUUGCUGUCUUGUUCAGCAGACGGCACCAUACGUUUAUGGAAAGCUACAGAAAUUGCUCCAGCUCUCAAUAUAUUUAAUGAUAAUCAAGAAAUGGGAAUCCCUUCCUCGGUAGAUCUUGUGAGCAGUGACCCAAGCCUCAUGGUAGCAUCAUUUAACAGUGGACACACUAGCAUUUUUAACAUGGAGACACGGCAACGAAUUCUUACCCUGGAGUCCAGUGUGGAUACAACAAUCAGUUCCUCCUGUCAGAUAAACAGAGUCAUCAGCCAUCCAACUCUUCCAAUUAGUAUCACUGCUCAUGAAGACAGACACAUCAAAUUCUAUGACAACAAUACAGGAAAACUGAUCCACUCCAUGGUAGCUCACUUAGAUGCAGUUACAAGUUUAGCUGUUGAUCCUAAUGGCUUGUAUUUGAUGUCUGGCAGUCAUGACUGCUCUAUUCGCCUGUGGAAUCUUGAAAGCAAGACGUGCAUCCAAGAAUUUACUGCUCAUCGCAAAAAAUUUGAUGAGUCCAUUCAUGAUGUGGCAUUCCACCCCUCCAAAUGUUAUAUUGCCAGUGCAGGAGCUGAUGCCCUGGCUAAAGUGUUUGUAUGACAGAGUGCUUCCUGUUCAACUUUAGCUUUGUAUAUAUUUAACCAGCUGCACAAAGAGAAGAGGAGGGCAUGAGUUGUUUUAUCUUGCCCUGUAAUUCAGAGAAUGUUUGUAAGUGUUUAGUUUUGCAGGGUGCUGUUUUCUAAAUUGACAUUUGCUCUGAUUUCUGUGAGCUCAGCUGGUGCUGAGAGCUUGGAAUCUCUCAGUUUCACAUAGUUAAAAAAAAAAAAAAAUAAAUGCUUUUAUUUUAGAGGGUGUGAAUUUUCGUCCAGGCAGGCCUUGGGUGAAACUAGGUCUACAUAUUCUCUACUAAUAAAAUGGAGUACUGGAAAGAAGGGGUCUAAUUGCAUCAGGGAGCAGGAAAAGAGGGAAACUUCCUAGGAUGCUUCUCAUUGAGGAAUCUUAAUGUUAAAUCACCUGGAAGAAGUGAUUCAAAGUCAGUUCACAUGCUCAUUACUGUAUCACGUGAGAGGCACUUUGUCAUCCCUUUGGUAUGAAUAAAGUAGAUCUUGUUCAGAGAGCAGUAGCGGAUAGUUAAUCUUAGCCUAAUCUGGUUGCUAGCCUAAGGUAAAUGCAAUUAAAGGAAAGCAGAUUACUAACACAAAAUAAAAUGCAGCAAAGUUUCUGUUACAUCUUCUAUGUUAUACAGUAAAUAUUUAGUUUGCAAAAAAAUUUAUAUAGUUUUUGAAGACUGUAUUAGCAUAUGGCUAGAAGCUGAGCCUUUACUCUAACUCCCAAUUAACAACAGACUGAAGCAGUCUGUAUAUACUGUAGUAGCAAUCUUAACUUAUUCAGAUUUUAACGCUGUUUAUUCUUGGAGAUCUGGCACAAGAAAUUAUCCUAAAGCUUUCCAAAGAAGCUGUCGUACAAUUUAGUUGUCAAACAUUCAUCUCCUCUUCCUGUUUCUGCUAAAAAGGGUAUCAUUCUGGGCAUUAAAAGAUAACAUGAAAUACUUUUUUUGAAGAUUAAACUUAUACCUAAUGCUUUGUAUGAGUCCUGCUAGUGGAAUAGGUGGGAACUAUACAAAACUCCAUCGGUUUGAGAGAUUCUGCUACUUCUAGAGGUAUUUCCCAGCUUCACCAUUUGUGGGACUUUCUAACUUGUCCACUUUGCUGGGUGUAUUCGUGCCAUUGAUUAGGUUACCUGAAGAAUGAGUACUUCUUGUAAUUACUCAACAGAUGUGCUUUGUUUAUCUAUUCAGAGCUUCUCUGUUGACUUGAAUGACAAAUAACUUCUAAUCCAAUCUUUUAGUCUUUUUUCCCCUUCUUAAAAGAAGGUGAGUGGAUUCUUUUCUAUUAUGUGUCAUCAUCAGAAUUAUUACUGUUCAUAAGCAUGAAGUUGGUGUUUUCCUCUAAUGGGAAUGGAAAGCAGAAUUUCUGCUGGAGAUGAUUUCUGGUGCUGAUGUGAGUAGCAAAGAACCCAAUGCAGCUCUUCCUAUACCAGCCUGAGGUUAAGACUGGAAACUGAUAAAUCUUUACCUUUAAACUGACACUUUGUAAACAGAAGUCAUUGAAAGAUAUCAAAAUAGGGUUUGACUGUGUUGUUUUUAGGUGGCAUUAGGGGAUGGGACCACAUUUGAAAGCUGAUCUCAGAGUUUAAAUCAAGUAUAUUUCUUAGGUAAAAGGUUGACCUAUGUGCUGUUUGAGCCUGCAACACAUUCUAUGUACUGCUAAAAUAUCCUGGAAUACCUUUUAUUGCUCAGAAUAUUCAGAAAUGUCACUUCAUGAUAUUGAUAUGCAAUAUAUUUCCGUAGAUAAGAUUAGAACUUUUACCAUGAAACAGAUGACUACGAUAAUAAUACAGAUUAUUUAGUUUUUAUGAAAUGAUUUGGUUGUGAUGGAAAGGGGGAAACUUGGCUGCAAAACUGAGCAUUCAACUUUGUGAGAGUUCUGUGUACUUGACUCAUAUUCUUUCAGUGUCAUUAUUUUAUUUCUUUUUGAAGAGAAAAUUACAAAGAUUUAUUUGAAAAAUUCUAAAAGUUAUGUAUAUUAUAUAUGUGUAUAUAUAUUGUAAACAUGUACUAAAUGUGUCUAGUAAGGGAAGAUUCCAUGGGUGCAUUUUAAUGUUUUAGUAUUAAGAGUUCUCUUGAGUUUGUGUAUACAAAGGAUAAUGGUGUGAGUAUGAAAUGAAUGUUGUGCUUUUGCUUACACAGUACAAUAUGUAGUCACAGUUGUUUAAAUUGCUGUACAUAAAAACUAGUAGGCCAGCAUGCUUGUUUUUAAAGACUGUCAUUCUGAUUACAAUUGGAAUGUAAGACGUGGCUGUUCAAAUGUGAAUUGAAAGAUGUUUCCUUCUCACUAUUGAGCUCUUGCUCAAACUGAAAAGUGAUUUUUUUUUAAAAGCUGGCAAUAGCUAGAGGAUGAGGUGCCUUUAAAAAAAAACAAAAACAAAACAAAUGUAGCCUUACAAAGAGGUUAUGGAGUAUAUAUAUUUUUGUGCUUGUCUUCAUAAUUGAUGUCAAUGUCUUUUUACUGAACUUGCUCACGUACUUGUAGGACUGCAGGGUAUUGUGCAUGAGCCUGUCAGAUCUUCUGAACAUCAUCAUAGGAGAUAGGGUUGAAAAAAUUAUUUAGGUUAUCUAGUCCAUCUGCUUGCUAAAGCAGGGUUGUAGACUUGUGAGUUUUAAUAUUGUCUUGGCCAGUGAGAUUUUAUAUAUGUUCUAAACAAUUAGGCUUCCUUUUGAAGAUUAUUUCAAUGAUUACAUCUCACUGAUGGGAGGAUUUACAUGAUGUUUAGUAGCUCUUUUUUGUAACUUCAUGCCAGUAUUCCGAGCCGUGUUUUGUGCCAUUUUGCAUAUUCCUCAUGGUCUUUGUAAUUUGGAACCUGCAUGCACACAGUGGUCCUGUCUGCAUAUUUCCAGUCCUUUCUGCAUGCUAUUUUUUUUCAGUCUGCUUUUUUUACACAACAUUUUCUUGUUUUGAACUUUUUGGCUCAGUUCUCCAUAUCUUGGUGUUCAUACUACCAUUCCACAUGCAUGAUUUGUUGGACUUAGUCUGAAGGCCAUCUCUUAACUGUGGUUGUUCUUUGGUUGGGUUCAUCCUCUGUAACAUGAUGCUUUUGUGUAGGAAAACCAAACUUCUGUUGUCUCCCAAACCCAAAUCAUAUUUCUUCAUUUCUAACAACUGCUUUAAAUAACUUUGAGAAUUGCUGCUUUUCGAGUUUCUUCUUCACUUUCAGGAUGUUUUUGUGAAUCUUUUGCAGCUAGAGACUUAAUUCCUGUUUCAUGAUUAUCCUGGGUCUUACAAGCUUUGAACUUCUGACCUCUGAGGGCACUAAAUUAUUUUUAUUUGUUCCCUUUAUGUGUGCCCUCCUUCCUGGCUCAAUAUAAUUGGUAACUUUCAUUAAUGUGAUACAUACUUUAAUUGAAAGUGUAAACAAAACUGGACCUAAGGCUUAUUCUUGCAAAAAACAUUUUUCUGCAACAUCAGUAUGUAGCAUUUUAUCAUUACUAUUUUUCCCAUAUCUAAUUUACAUGGUAAAUUCUUUUAAUGGUUAACUCAUAUAUUUUUUUUGUGUAUGUUAGCCUAUGCUACUGAUUUUGGGUUUACUAACUGAUUUAAUGGGAGAAUUUUCAGUUCUUCUGUAUGUUGAAAGUUGGUCUGCUAGUUUUAAGUACUCUCACUUUUAAUUUACUUCACUGUGCUGUUUGCUUUCACAUAUUACCAAAAUGCCUGCUCAGAAUAAUUUGGAGUAGCCUGGAAGAAGCUCUAGAUAUAUUGUGUCACUCUGACCGAGUUGUGGUGUCUGCAUUUAUUUUUGUGCCUCAAAGACAAAACUUUUGACAUACCACAUAAACAAUUUUAUUGCUCUUAAAAGAAUCACCUGAUGAAUAUUUUGGAAUCUCAUUCAUCUUUAUUUUGAUAAACUAUGUUCUUUAGCAAGAAGCCUGUAGAAUUAUUUGCCGCAUACAGUGGAUUAUUUUUUUAGGAUGUAUAUUUUCAAAUAAUGUUAGGUUAAAGCAGUCUCAUAUGUAAUGUGGUUGAGUAAGUGUGUGGUGUUCACCAUACAACUUUGUGAUUAGGUCGUACAACACAAUUUUUCUAUCAUGAAUUUAAAGUAACCAGAAACUUGUCCUUUCCAAUAAAUAUGUGAGAGAUAAAGGGCUUAGUUACACCACCUUUUCAGUACACUUAUUGGAUCACAGAUGUGUCCCCAUUCCUUCCUCCUUAUGUUUUAACAAUGUAGUUUUGGGGAGCAGUGAGUUCCGUAAACUCAUGUGUCAUUUGAGCAGCGUUUAAUGGGCAGAAGUGUUAGUCCAUCUCAAAGGAAACGAAAAAUUGAAAAGGAGGCUUAAUCUUCAGAUAAACAAGUUUGGAUUUUUUUAAAUGCCUUUCAAGAUGUGUAUUUGGGAGCAUUUACAGGCUGUGCCUCAGCAGUGUGUUUGCAGACUGUCCCAGGUAUCCAAAAACCUACUUGAUACCUGUGUGAAGUAUCUAGUAAAUCUGAAUUGCAUUAAGGAAGGAAAUGGUUUCAGGUAAUUUGUGACUCACUUAACAUGUAUUGCUUUUCCAUUUUCUUAUGGGAGACCUGAUAAAAUUCAUGGAAAUAAGUGUGAAAACAUGAUGCUAGUUAUAAUGUAACAUUUAAAAAUAUGCUGAAAUUUGUGGCUGUUUAGUGGAAAUUGGUUUGGACUACACUGUUAGGAAUGAAGAAAUCAGAAUACCUCUUCAAUGUGGUAAAUUGGUCUGUGUAAGAUCUUGUAAUCUUUGACAUGGUAAUAUGAGUUUUCUUGGGCAUCUACUGCUUGCGAGCAUCAUAGGGAUGCACAGUGUAGCUGUUACUGUUGAGUGACAGAGAGGAAGAAAAGAUUUCCAUGAAAAAAAUACCCAGAUAUUUCAGGAAGCUCCAUUUUUUCCAUAAGGACAUGAAGGCAUCGAGAAUGUUUUCUCUAAAUCUGAUAAUGUCUUGGUUGAAGAGGAUUACAACUUGACUCUUCCAUCAUCAAUUUCUUUAGGCUUAGAGGAAACAAGUUGCCUGUAAACUGCCAGUCAAAACCUCUGCUAUGUUUCUGCUGAGUGGCAAAGAAACUGUUGGAAUCCAGUGUUGAUCCAUCCAGUUGUAUCAGGUUUUUCUUAUAAGAAACAACCCCUAUUGUAAAAGAGAUAGUGUUACAUGGAACAGAGCAAACGAACAAACUCCUAGAGAGGACAGAGAGGGACUAGGAUGACUUUUGUGUAAAUAGUCCUUGUUCAGACAAGUGAUCUUGUUUAUUUGGUGGGACUCUUCCCAGCAGGGAGGGUGGUUGGAAAUAGGACCUUUAAAAUAACGUCUCUGCCUGUGCUAGUGAACACAGCUGUUGUGCAGGAUAUCUAUCCUUUUGAUAUCUUUUUUUUUUAGUCUUUCCACUUAAAUCCCACUUUGAGGUUACAUUUUCUGAGAAUCUUAAACUCAUCUGCAGUGAACUCUUCCUGCAGGGUAGAUUUCACAAAGGUCUAUUGAUUUUUUCUCUCUGAGCAUUUUUUCUGGAAGGGUGGUGAGGGUUUCAGCUUCAGCCCUACCCCUCUCACCACCAAAAGACUGAUUUGUACCUCCUUAUUCCCAGUUCAUUUAAUUCUAAUGAGUUAUCUCUUACCCUACCUGCUGACUUAGUUUUGCUGCUCUGUAGUCAGUUGUGAAAGCUUACAAAGUGCGAUAUCAUUUAGGAUGUUUUUGAGAAUCUGAAUUUCACUACAGAAAGCGUAAAUCCAGUUGAAUAGUACAAUUUGUGGGUCUCAGCUGGUUCACUGCCAGGAGAUGUGUUUCUAGAUUCCAAGAUCCAAAGUAUGGCCAAGCUAAAAAGGCAUUUAAUGAUAUAUGCUUUUUAGCCCAACUUUCUUUCUGGUAAAGUGUGGAUUGUGGUAUUGUGCGUUAAACUAAUUUUGCCCUGCUUGUGCUGCCAAGCCAUGCUGUGAUCCUGGGAGAUCACACAGGUGUUUAAACCAUGCCCAUGCAUGUGUUUUCAAGCUGCUCAAAGCCUUGUGUUGACAUGGUCCUCAAGGCCAGUCUCCUUGCAUUCCCCAAGUUUGAACUGCAGGCUCCCGAGUUUGAACUGCAGGCUCCCAAAAUUACUUCCUGGCUAUUUGGAGAAACCUCGGUCCUCAUGCCACAGUAUUAGACUGAAGUGUUGAGAAAAGAUGUAUGCAGCUGGAUUUGUACCAUUCUGAAAGGGAAAGGAUAACUUGUUGCCAAGCCAAAUAUAUUCAUUAUUUUUUGAUUACUUACUAAAAGCAGCCAAAAACAUUGUAUAAGGGAUAAACAAUGGACUUCAAGCUAAUAUUUUUCCAUUAAGAAUUUAUUUUUUUAUUCUUCCUGUCAUCAAGAUAUAGUGCUUUUUUGGAUGUAGCUUGUUUUCAGAUGUAUGGCUCCUAGAAUUGUUUCCUUGCAGUUGGACAUUUACAGACAUGCAUCAGUUUUGAUAACUCUCAUAUGUGUUAGCACUUGUUCUGGAAAUGAAAACUGAGCAUGUUAGCUAAUAAUUUCUUGUACGUUUGUAGCCCAAGCAGACUGAAAAGCGGUCUUGUGCUAUGUUUUCCUUGUAUAGCGCAUCUAAAAAAAAAACUUAGAGAGGGAACUCCAUGAUGAGAUGACUUUUGUUGCUGUAAGCUUUUCUGUUGACAUUUGUCAGCUUAUAAACUAUCUGCAUUGCAUUUUACAUAAUUAUCUUCAAUUGACUGUCAGGUUAAAAAAGAAAUUUUUUUUUGCCAUAUGGACUGUAGUUCAGAUUUUUUGCUGUUGUUAUUGCUUAUAUUAAUAUGUUCUUUUUCCUCUCUAUGAGAAAUAACUUUUGAAUUUAGAGUUACCUGACACUUUAGGAGAAGUUACCACAGGUGAUAACCACUUAAAUGUUAGUAAGUACGGUGGCUCCUCUUCUGUUUUGGGUCUCUUCCAUGGCAAAUGGUUGAUACAAAUAUGCUAUUGUGGAUGAUAUAUAAACAGCUAAGGGAAAUUAAGACUCCCCUUCAGAAGUAUGUUGAGGUUAUGAUUUUUUAUGCCAGUUUUGAAUGACUACUUUGAAACAACGUUGGGCUUCAAAUGUCUUGCAAAAUGUUGAAUCCAAACGAGAAAUACCUACUCUUUGUGUAAUAGUCUGCUUGUCAAUUUUUUUGUGUAUGGCUCAGUACAAGGCUGUAUCAGAAUUUCAAUACCAUGAAAUUACCUUGUUUAAAUGGCACUGUCUUACAAAAGUGAAUUUUAUUUUAAGGGAGAAAUUCUGUUUUCUAAUUUGUGAAGGAAAUAGUUUCCUUGGGAGUAAGCAUCUGUAAGUGUAAUAUAUUUCAUGAUUUUGAAAAGGCUACUUAAUCAUGAGAGAUAGCAAAAGCGAAGAAGUGAUUCUUUCUCUGAAGAUUUGUUAAGCAUUUAUUAUUGUAAGUAUAAAUUUUUUCUUUAAAUGAAAAUCCUUCUUCAAACAAUUAAUAUGAAACUUCUUGCUAAAAUUCAGUAGUUUAAAAUCCUGGAUAAAUAUCUAAAAUGGCAAAGAUAUAAAAUUCACAGGGAGAUUAUUUUGAAAUAUGCCAGUAUAAUUUUGAGCUUCUCAACUGCAGCCCUGAAGUUUCUCUUUUUCACUGCAAUUCAUAUUUUGUGAAACUUUUUGGAUAGGUUAUAUUUAAAGCUACAUUCACUUGCCUGAAUAAGUCAAAUGAAUAUUUUGUCAUUAAAAUUAUAUAGAUCUGCUUAUGUUAGUGUGCCGUUUAAAAUGAGACCUCAUUGAGGUAAACAUGCAGGUAUUUGUAUUGGUAUGACAAUAGUGAAGUGGGGUAUCUGUGUACUGUACCCACAUUCUGUGCUGAGCAAAAUCACAUGGACUUCCAGAAAUAAAAAAUGGUUUUUAAGAACAGCUUUAUUUAAUGUUGCAGCAGCAAGUAAGUGUCAUUUGUACCAUAUAAUUAUGUAAAUUGGGUGCUAAUAAAUACUAUUUUUCAACA